AUGGCAGAUGACAGUGACAACAGGACUGAAAGAGAUGGCACUCUCAUGGGUUGUCUGUUCAUAUCUAUCUCUCAGUCUGUUUAUAUCUAUCUAUCUAUCUAUCUAUCUAAUCCAUCUAUAUUCUCAGUCUACCUUUUUUAUUCUCUUCUCAUUUUCCAUUUUCUCUCUGUUUUUAUUAUUUUUUUCUUGUUCCUUCAUAUUUUUCUUUUUUACCUUAAGGUUUGUCCAUCUCUUUCUUUCAUUUUCCCUUCUCUGUUAUUUAUUUCUCUAUUUUACUCCCUUAUCACCAUCUUUCUCUCAUUUAUUGUCUUCUCACUUUCCUUCUUUUGUUUUUCCUCUCUUUCUUUCUUUCAUUUUUUUUCUCUCUUUCCUUGCUUUGUUGUUCUCUUCUCACUGUUUCUUACUCAUUUUUCUUUCUUUCAUUCAAUUUUCUUUCUCUUUCUUCAAUUUCCCAUUUUCUCUCAUUCAUUAUUUUUUUCCUCCUUUCUUUUUUAUUUUAUUUUGCUGUCUUUCAUUUUCCUCUUUCUUUUAUUCCUUAUUUUUUCUCUCUUCAUUUUCAUCUUUCUUUCAUUUUCCAUCUUCAUUCUUUAUCUUGUUCAUUUUCUUUCAUUUGUUUCUUUUCCUGCAUUUUUCUAUUUCUUUCCUUCAUUAAUCAUCUGUCUAUUUUUCAUUUGUUCCCUUCUUUAUUUCUUUCUCUUGCCUUCAUUUUUUCACUCAUCUUCUUUUUCUUCUUUCUUUCAUCCAAUUUCUCCUCUCUUUCACAUUAAUUUUAUGCUUUCGCAAUCAGUAUCCUGUUUUUUUUUCUUAAUUUUUCUCAACUUUCCUUCAAUUUUUUUUUUCCUUUAUUUAUUUUUCUUUCCUUCAUUUUUCAUUCUCUUUAUCCACCUUUCUCUAUUUUUCUCUCUAUUCUUCUUUCUUUUCAAAAUUUUUCUCUUUCUUUUUUCCUUUGUGCCCUUCACUUUCUUUCCUUUCAUUCCACUCCUAUAUUUGUUUCCUUUUUUUAAGCUCUUUCUAAUCCUUGAUUUUCCACUCACUUUUCUUUCUUUCUUUCUCUCUUUCUUUCAUUUUUCUUUCUUCUAUUCUCUUAUCCUUAUUUUCCCUUUCAAUACAGCUUUCUUUCAUUUUCUUUUUCAAACUUUGAUCCCUUUUUCAACUCUCACUUCCAUUAUUACUCUUAAUUCUGCCUCCAUUUUCUUCCUUUUUCAUUUUUCAUUUUACUCUUCCUUUUUCUUUCAUUUCUACCAUUUUUGUUUGUCUCUUAUUGCUGUUAUCAAUAUGUUCAUUCCAUCUAUAUUUGAUCUCCACUUCUUUCUCCAUUUUUACAAAUUUAUAUUUUUUCAAUCUUAUCUAUUUGCUUUCCAUUUUAUCUCUUUUCUCUCCUUUUUCUGUGAUUCUCUCUCUUUUUCUCAUAUUCUUCAUCUUACUUUUCUCCCUCUUAAUUUUACUUUUUCCAUACAUUUUUUCUACUGA
Molecule: messenger RNA, 1470 nt
Organism: Acanthosepion pharaonis
Lineage: Eukaryota; Metazoa; Mollusca; Cephalopoda; Sepiida; Sepiidae
Source: the annotation of a GenBank genome assembly